AUGGCGGCUCCGGCUCUGCCCUGCUGCCUGUCCCUCCUCAUCCUCCUCUUGCCCCUGGCCAUCCCUCAGGCAUCUACAUCAGUGAACGCCAGCCCCACAAGCCACAUUUUCACGGCAUUUGCUUCCAACAUCACAUGCUUCUACAACUCGAGAGCCAACGUCUCUUGCAUCUGGAGCCAUGAUGAGGGCCUGCAGGCCACCACCUGCUGCUUGCACAGCCAUCAGCCUAAGAGGUGCUGGAAACACACCUGUGAGCUGCAACCAGUGAAGCCGGGAUCCUGGGCAUGCAAUCUGGUUCUAGGACAAUCUCCAGAAGCUCAGAAACUGACCGUAGUGGACGUUAUGAAACUGACGGUGAUGUGCUCUGAAGGCGGGAAGUGGAGGAAGAUGAUGACCCACGAUAUCAAGCCCUUUGAUUACAUUCGUCUGGUUCCACCCCACUCACUCCAAGUCGCCCACGUAGAGAUGCAUAGGUGCAACAUAACCUGGACCAUCUCCCAGGUAUCCCACUACAUCCAAAAUGAUGUGGAGUUCGAGGCCCGGACUAGGUCUGCGGGCCACAGCUGGGAGGACACCCCACUGCUGACCCUCAGGCAGAACCAGCAAUGGAUCUACCUGGAGAAUCUCGCUCCAGGCAUGGAAUAUGAGCUUCAGGUGCGGGCCAAGCCCCAGCUAAGCAGGCAUGAGGUUUGGAGCCACUGGAGCCAGCCCCUGGCCUUCAGGACGGUCCCUGCAGAAACCAGGAAGAAAAUCCCACCUCUCCCUUGGUUGGGCCACAUCAUCCUGGGCGUUGGCAGUUUCGUCGGUCUUGUCCUCUUGGUUUACUUUCUGGGCAACUUCCGGUGCAUCAGGCUAUGGCUGAAGAAGGUUCUGAAGUGUCACAUCCCAGACCCCUCGGAGUUUUUUUCCCAGCUGAGCUCUGAGCAUGGAGGAGAUUUCCAGAAGUGGCUCUCCUCACCCUUCCCCUCGUCCUCCUUCAGCCCCAGUGGUCUGACCCCCGAGAUCUCCCCACUGGAGGUGCUGGACAGGGAUGCCAAGGCCACACAGAUGCUCCUGCUUCAGCAGGACAAGAGCUCACCAUCCUCAGCUGAGACCAGCGGCCACUCGGUGACCAGCUGCUUCACCAACCAAGGCUACUUCUUCUUCCGCCUCCCGGACGCCCUGGAGAUUGAGGCCUGCCAGGUCUACUUCACUUAUGACCCCUGCACCGAGGAGCUUGAUGCGGGUGGGCCCAGGGCCCCCGAGGGAGCUCUCCUUCCACCCCUGCCGACUCCACCAGGGGAUGACGAUGCCUACUGCACCUUCCCCCCCGGGGAAGACCUGCUGCUCUUCUCUCCGAGUCUCCUCAGUGGCCCAGGCCCCCCGAACACUGCCCAGCAGGGCACUGGGGCUGGUGAAGAGAGGCUGGCAACCAGCCCACAGGAGGGAGUCCCUGGAGACUGGACCCCCCAGUCCCUGGGGCCUCCUGCUCUGGAAACCCCUGACCUGGUGGAUCUGCAGUCACCCCCAGAGCAUGAGCUGGGAGAAGCAAGAGAGAAGGUGCCUGACCCCCAUCCAAGGGAGGGGACCAGCUUCCCCUGGGUCAGCCCUCCCAGGCAAGGCCAAGUCUGGGCCCCCAUUACCUGCCUGACCCUGAACACCGAUGCCUACCUGUCCCUCCAAGAGCUCCAGGAUCAGGACCCAGCUUACUUGGUGUAG
Molecule: messenger RNA, 1698 nt
Organism: Rangifer tarandus platyrhynchus (Svalbard reindeer)
Lineage: Eukaryota; Metazoa; Chordata; Mammalia; Artiodactyla; Cervidae
Source: the annotation of a GenBank genome assembly